This is a messenger RNA of Acaulospora colombiana, 342 nucleotides long. NCBI's taxonomy places the organism in Eukaryota, Fungi, Glomeromycota, Glomeromycetes, Diversisporales, Acaulosporaceae. The record is from the annotation of a GenBank genome assembly.
AUGGCGAUACGCAGGACUCGACAACAAUAUGCCAGGCAAGCAUGCACAAGCUGCAGAAGAUCAAAAACCAAGUGCUGUCAAGCUUCGAAUAACGAAAAAUUUUGCUCUCCCGGUGACGGCCCAAUAUUUGCAUGCAAUGAUUUUAUCGACCAAGGAAGUUUAAAUCAUUUAUCGCCAUCUUCUUCUGAUAAAAAAACCACCGAAAGCUACCCCAGAGAUUGCACCAGAUGCCAAAAACGCGGUAUUGAAUGCAUAUACACCAAUACAUUUAAUAAAAGGGGUCCGAAAACGAAAAGUUCAAAGAUGUUGGUGGAAAACCUUAUUCAAAGCACCUCAGAGUGA